This is a messenger RNA of Rotaria socialis, 654 nucleotides long. NCBI's taxonomy places the organism in Eukaryota, Metazoa, Rotifera, Eurotatoria, Philodinida, Philodinidae. The record is from the annotation of a GenBank genome assembly.
AUGAUGGGAGUUUUUAAUGGUAUGAUUGUUAUUGCACUCAUACUCUCCAUUUAUGUGAAUAAUGUUCAUACUCAGGGAGUAUGCAAUGCAGCGGCGGCACAAAUUUGUGCACCAUACACGUGUGUUCAAACAGAUGCUCAAUAUUCAUGUAUUUGUUCGAACUUACAAGUUGCACAAAGUGCAGCGGAAUGUACCAACAUUGGGCCGGUUGUACCUCCUGUAAUUCCAAAUCAAUGUGGCAAUGCUGUAUGUCCUGCUGGUGCUACAUGUGUGCCAACAAAUCAAAAUCCAUCGCAAUAUAUUUGCAUUUGCCCAUUUAACGUUAUUGGCAAUCCUAGUUGCCCAGUAAAUCCAUUACCGAACAAUCCAUGUCUUUAUAAUAACCCUUGUCGAAAUUUCGGAACUUGUGUUGUUAAUCAGCUUACACUACAACCGGUUUGUAUUUGUCCGCCAAAUACUUAUGGUGUGAAUUGUUUACAACCAUGUAUUCGUACAUGCCAAUCUAGCUGGUGUUACAAUGGUGGUCGAUGCAAUAAUUUAUAUGGUCAAGCUUUUUGUUCGUGCCCACAAAACUAUCGUGGCCGUCGUUGCGAACUCCGAUACAAUCAAAACAAUUAUGUUUACUUAUACCAUUAUCCACAUUAUGGUAAAUGA